AUGCAAGAGCAACCGGCCACUGAGCCCCAGCAGCAGAGGCAUCCAGACCCCAUGCCACAGCAGCCUCAGCAAGUGUGGUAUCCACCUCAAAUUCCCCAGCAUCCGAAGCAACUGCAUGCUAUGCUCCAGCAAGUGUGGCGUCCAGCUCAAAUGCACCAGCAGCAAAAACAACCGACUGCCAUUCCCCAGCAAGUGUGGCAUCUAGCACCAAUGCCCCAGCAGAAGCAACCGACCGCCAUGCCUCAGCAGCCUCAGAAAGUGUGGCAUCCAGCUCCAAUGCUCCAGCAGCAAAAGGAACUGGGCUCUGAUCUUAAGAAGCCUCAGCAAGUCUGGUAUCCAGCUAAAAUACCCCAGCAGCAGAAGCAACAGACUGCCAUGCCCCAGCGAGUGUGGCAUCUGGCUCAAAUGCCCCAGCAGCACAAGCGUUCAGCCGCCAUGGUUCAGGAAGUGUGGUAUCCAGCUCCAAUGCCCCAGCAGCAAAAGCAACCAGCCGCUGAUCCUAAGCAGCCUCAGCAAGUGUGGUAUCCAGCAAAAAUUCCCAGCAACACAAGCAACCGCCUGCUUUGCCCCAGCAAGUGUGGCGUCCAGCUCCAAUGCCCCCGAAGCAACCGGCCUCUGAGCCUCAUCUGCAGAAACAACCGACCUCCAUUCCCCACAAGAAUGGCAUCCAGCUCAAAUGCCACUGCAGCAGAAGCAACCGACUGCCAUGCCUCAGCCGCAGAAGCAACCGGCCGCCAUGCCUCAGCCGCAGAAGCAACCGGCCGCCAUGCACCAGCAAGUGUGGCAUCCAGCUCAAAUGCUCCGGCCACAGAAGCAACCUGCCACUGA
Molecule: messenger RNA, 828 nt
Organism: Coregonus sp. 'balchen'
Lineage: Eukaryota; Metazoa; Chordata; Actinopteri; Salmoniformes; Salmonidae
Source: the annotation of a GenBank genome assembly